AUGAGCGAAAGCAACACUCGUUGGACAUUACUUGUCGGUAUCAACUUCUACGCGACUCGACCGCUGAGGGGAUGUGUUAACGAUGUCAACAUGAUGAAACAAUACCUGAGAAGCGAUGCGACAAACAACAGAGUGACUGUCCUUACAGCUACCAAAUCACCCGAUACGGCAUAUCGCCAGCCUGUGGAACAGCAAUCAGCAUGGCCUACUCAAUCCAAUAUCCGCUCUCACUUGGAGGAAAUUAUCAGGUCGGCCAAUGCCGGUGACCUAGUCUACAUUCACUACUCGGGUCAUGGAAGCCGCCGACCCACACCUGCUCAAAAGCCGUACGGACAUAGUGACACCGGUGAUGUGGCAUUGGUGGUUUUGAACGACGAUGCUUCUGCAAACGAAGACUUCCCCGGAUUUGCUCUCGCAAUGAUACUCAAGCGAAUGGUCAAAAAGGGUCUACUUGUCACACUCGUACUAGACUGCUGCUUUUCUGGGCACGUGUACCGACAAGAUAGCGAACAGAACACCAGCAUUCGAACCCUGGGUCCUAUAUCGGCAAUAGGUGAACUACCUGUGCACAGCAGCCGCUCCUACACGACACAGCAGACCUUCCGGGAUGCCCAGCCACUUCCACGCUGGCUGGUUAACCCCGAAGGAUACAAAAUAAUUUCAGCCUGCGGACCACACGAAAUUGCCCAAGAGACAGCGUUUCACGGAGCGCAUCAUGGCGUGUUGUCAUUCUUUCUCCACCAGUCUCUGGUUUCUCUGAGGAACCAGCAGACUGCGAUCUCACACCAGACAUUUCUGGGUAACUUGAUAAACUCAGUUCAGUCCCAGGUGACUCGUCAGACACCUACGCAUUGUGGAACCCAACGGUUCUCCUUUUUUGAGGGAAUCUCUAGGGAACCUAUCUCUGAUUUUAUUCCUGUAUCAGGUGAUAAUUCUCGGCUUUGCCUGGAUGCUGGAUCUGCCCAUGGGGUGUGUUGUGGUGAUACGUUUGCCCUAUAUCCAUUCUUUUCGCCCGAGAACGCGAUAGAAGCUGCCUCACUUCCAUCCUUCGAAGCCAAAGUUCUGUCCCUGACCCCUUUCACGUCCGAACUGGGGGCACCUGGAUCUGCUGCAAUGCCGAACGCGCACAGAAAUGGAUGGAAGGCCAAGGCACUCACUCGUUCCUUGCCUCCACAAGUCCAAGUCGGGUUGACACAAACGAUGGAUAAUAAAGCUGAAUGGUCCCGUGCAGCCCUUGGUCGGCACUUCUUCCAAAUUCUGGAAGAGCCAAGUGCUGACAGCCAAUGCGAGUUCUUUCUCGAUAGGGCUCAAGAUGGGAAUUAUCGAAUCUUGAACUCAGCUCACCAAAUGAUCCCCAGCAUUCUGCCGAUCCCCUUAGACUCGCCCGCUGAGUUCCAGCCCGUCAUAGAAAUUCUUGAACACCUAGCCACCUUUAAAUACAUCGAAGGGUUUAAAAGCCCGAUCCCCACCUUGAAAUUCCAGAGCAACUUCCAUCUGGAUCUGGAGGAUGCAAGCCAAAGAUUCUAUUCUUUGGAUGCUGUACUUGAUACCAAGGAAAACCAGGAUUUGAAGUUGACAAUCAAGAACAAGAGCAAGAAUUCCCCACUAUAUGCAACUAUUCUCAACUUGACUCCGAUGUGGCAGAUUCAAUGUCUUACUGCUGAUGAAGGAAAUUCCGGUUACUUGACGAUUCCACCAGAAGGCGAUGACUGCACCGACAAGGGUACGAUUGAGUGGUCAAUGGCCGUCCCUGGGCUCUUGCGACCGCAACAAGAAUGUGAAGACAAGAUUAAGAUUAUCUUAACAACUCACCCAACGUCUUUCCACACACUGCUUUUGCCUAAGAUUGUUGAGCCCAUUGAGCAUCGCCUUCGAACCCAUCAGCCAACCUCUGCAUGGAUUUCGCUCAGUGAGCAGCCGACUAGCAUCGGACGGCAAGAAGAUUAUUACAUCGCAACACUGGUGAUACGAACUCAUGUCUGA
Molecule: messenger RNA, 1983 nt
Organism: Penicillium concentricum
Lineage: Eukaryota; Fungi; Ascomycota; Eurotiomycetes; Eurotiales; Aspergillaceae
Exons: 1
Coding region: 1-1983 (660 amino acids)
Biological process (GO): proteolysis
Molecular function (GO): cysteine-type endopeptidase activity
Source: RefSeq, a predicted model, not a curated record